This is a messenger RNA of Polyodon spathula (Mississippi paddlefish), 1480 nucleotides long. RefSeq lists its product as uncharacterized. The record is from RefSeq and is a predicted model, not a curated record. Lineage: Eukaryota; Metazoa; Chordata; Actinopteri; Acipenseriformes; Polyodontidae. The transcript has 3 exons. The coding region runs from base 131 to 1480 and encodes 449 amino acids.
GGCUAGUUUCUCCAGAGAUUUGAAUUUACAAAGAAGAAGAAAAAAACUAAAUUUUGUGACAGAAAACGUGCAGAAAGAUGUCGGAUUUAUAUGCGUGACUACAGAGCUUCAAAUUAAAUAAUAAUUAAGAAUGGAUAGAAAUCUUAAGUUACUAAGUCAACGUGAAGAAUUGCAGCUAAAAAAGGAGGUUGAGCGCUUACGCAAGCAGUCUCAGAAGGAUUUUCUUCAUUACACGCAGCAGAUUAGCAAUUCUUCCGGAAAAAGGACUUCUCCAACAGUGAUGGCAGAAUCUGUUCCAGUUCAAUCACUUCAGACGGACUUUCUCAAAAGAACCCGUAACCACACCAGUGCCAGUAAAAAUAAGAACACAUUGGUUUCUAAAAACUUUGUUGGUUCUCUUGAGGUGCAAAAAGACAUUUUAAAUUCAUCACCAACAUUUCUGCUGGGAGAUCCAAAGCCAGAAAGAUUUCCAAACCAAGUUAAGGAUCUUAAGGUGAUGAUUAAAGGGGUAGCUGCAUGUUAUCAAGAAGAUAAUAAUGGUCAUGAAAACUAUAAAAAACAAAAAGUUUGUGAAGGCACGGGCUUGUUAAAUAGUGAAACAUCAGAACCUGCAGGUAAAGCAGCUCGUAAACCUGUAAUAGCACUAAUAGAUGGAACCACUAAAGCAGUUGCAAUUUCCAAACGGCCUCAACCACCUCAGAGACCAAAAUAUAAGCCUGUCAUUCAGACCAGAGCACGUAUAUUGAAAUCCCCUUUCGUGGAGGAAGUGGAGAAACCCAUAUCAAUAAACAAGCCGAAAACCAAUAAAGCUAGAAUACAGUCCAAAAAUAGCCAGAAAUCACUGGAGACAGAGAGAAGCAGCAAUGAAAGUGAACAUAGUGAUGAUUCUCUUUCGGAAGACUCUGAGGCUAGCGCCAGUGCAGAUGACUCUGGGAAUGAGGAAAAUAAAAGGAGGAAAAACCAAAAAAAGUUAAAGAUUGAAAGGCAGAUUUCUAUAGUGCCUGAUGAAGUAACAGUUAUGGAACCCGAAAUUCCUGGAAGCAGAAAAAGCAGUGUGGGUUCCAGUCACAGUCAAAGUGUGAAGUCCACUUCACAACUGCUGGAAGAGGCUACGGACAUAGCAAGAACAGGAGCAUCAAUAAUAUACAAGCAAAAUAUCCAGCUCAGAAAGCCAAAAGAAGAAACUGCAAAGUUACCAGUUAGGGAGGGUGGAAGGACUAUUGAUGAAGUUGCAUCUCUGCAGUCUGGGAGCCACACAGACUCACUGUCAGCUUCAGACCUGAUGGUCAAAGAGCUCACGGAGAGAGUGCUUGGUCACAGUACUAAAUGUGAGGGGGGUGAAAGUGAAGCAUGGGCAUUGGAAGCUCAGGGAACCCAGCACAUUCCCACAGAGGGAUCAGCAUUAUCAGCUGAACCCCAACCUUUGUCUCCAGAUCAGGUAGAAUCCUCUGAUUUACAAACAGUAACAAAUGACCAGUAG